Molecule: messenger RNA, 2083 nt
Organism: Triticum aestivum (bread wheat)
Lineage: Eukaryota; Viridiplantae; Streptophyta; Magnoliopsida; Poales; Poaceae
Exons: 1
Coding region: 695-1966 (423 amino acids)
Source: RefSeq, a predicted model, not a curated record
GCUCAGGUUCAACCAAUAGUGGGUACAAUUCCGGUUAGUACCAUCACUGAUGAUGAUGUGCGGGCUCAUGUCGAGCCAACUGUCGAUACACUUAAGAUUGGUGCUCUCCAGGUUCCUGUUCGGGAUCGAUGGCAGACGAAUACCCUGGUGUACUCUCGGCGGCAACCACAAGUGCAGGGGGAGCAGCAAGGCAGUGAGGCAAGAGUGCAGGGGGAGCAGCAAGGCAGUGAGGCAAGCUCAUCUGACACAGUGGAGCUGCCCAUUGCGUUGCGAAAACCUACACGUGAAGCGGCAAGGAAGGGUGAGGUAGCAAGGAAGGCUCUGCCAAAGGAUGAUGCUUGUGAUGACCUUGAUAUUGGCAAUUUUGUGUCUUACAAGGCUUUGUCACCUUCAUAUAAGGCGUUUGUUGCCUCUCUGCAAACUGUGUCUAUCCCUAGGGAUUGGAAGGCUGCAAAGCAAGAUCCAAAGUGGCGUGAAUCGAUGAUAGAGGAGUUAGAAGCAUUGAAAAAAAAACAAGACAUGGGUGCUAACCACAUUGCCGGCAGGAAAGAAAGCAGUGAGUUGUAAGUGGAUUUUUACUGUGAAGCAGAAUCCUGAGGGCAAGGUGGAACGGUAUAAGGCUAGAUUGGUUGCCAGAGGAUAUAGUCAAACUUAUGGAAUUGACUAUGAUGAGACAUUUGCUCCAGUUACAAAGAUGAACACGGUACGGGUAUUGGUCUCGUGUGCUGCAAACUUUGGGUGGAAAUUGCACCAGUUAGAUGUCAAGAAUGCCUUCUUACAUGGUGACUUGAAAGAAGAGGUAUACAUGGAGAUACCGCCAGGUUUUGGCACAGAACAGACUACGGGGAAGGUAUGCAGGCUGAAGAAAUCCUUGUAUGGUCUGAAGCAAUCGCCGAGGGCAUGGUUUGAUAGGUUCAGACGAGCUGUUUGGAAUAUGGGGUAUGGCCAAUGUAAUGGUGACCACACGGUGUUUUAUAGACACACUAAUAAGAAGAUCACCAUUGUUGCAGUGUAUGUUGAUGAUAUCAUCAUCACUGGAGAUGAUGAGGAGGAAAUAAAGAGAGUGAAGGGGUGUCUGAGCAAGGAGUUUGAGGUAAAAGACUUAGGAAAUCUAAAGUACUUCCUUGGCAUAGAAGUGGCCCGGACAGAGAAGGGAAUAUCUUUGUGCCAACGAAAAUACACCUUGGAUCUUUUGAGUGACAUGGGCAUGAUGGGAUGUCGUGCAGCCCCUACUCCAAUUGAACAAAAUCAUCAAGUAACAGCACAAUCAGGUGAGCUAGUGAAUAAGGAAGAUUAUCAAAAGCUGGUUGGGAGGUUAUUGUACUUGUGUCAUACUAGGCCUGACAUUACGUAUGCCGUGGGGGUGGUGAGCAGAUACAUGCAUGAACCAAGGAGAGGGCAUCUUGAUAUUGUUCACAGAAUCCUGAGAUACUUGAAGGGGACUCCGGGUAAAGGGUUGUGGUUUGCGAAGAGUGGACAUCUUGAGGUGGAUGGCUAUAGUGACUCUGAUUGGGCUAGCUGUCAAGAUGAUAGACGAUCAACUUCAGGUUACUGUGUGUUUGUGGGAGGAAAUUUGGUGUCAUGGAGAAGCAAGAAACAGAAUGUUGUGUCUAGAUCAACAGCAGAAGCUGAAUAUAGAGCAUUAUCUCAAGGGUUGUGUGAUAUGCUCUGGGUGAAGCACCUACUAUGCGAGUUGAAACUCUUGAGGAAGGGACCCUUAAGGGUGUGGUGUGACAAUCAGUCAGCUAUAGCCAUUGCUAAUAACCCAGUUCAACAUGAUAGGACGAAGCAUGUGGAAAUUGAUCGCUUCUUCAUUAAAGAGAAACUUGAUGCUGGGAUCAUCAGCCUUACUCAUGUCAGCUCUGGGCAGCAGUUUGCAGAUUGCUUGACAAAGGGACUGGGAACAAAGGACUGUAACUUGGCGUGUGACAAGAUGGGGAUGAUAGAUAUCUACCACCCAUCUUGAGGGGGAGUGUUGAACCGGUAUGGGCCCUAGCCCAUCAAGAUCUGUCUCUUGGGCCCAAGCCCAUGAGAGGUGCUGACCUAGAAGAGGAGCCCCUCUUCCCCCUGCCCCAGUGUGAGC